AUGGCACUGGCCAUCGCUUUCAUCGUUCUUAGCUACUUUAAUCUCCUACGAUCCAUACGUUUCUUACCACUUGGAAAGCCCCACUCAAAGGCCAAGAGACUCUCAAAUCCGGAACUAUGUCGUGCAUUGAUAGCCUGCGCCCUGGUCUAUGACAGCAAGGUCAAUCGACUAUCUCCCCUGGAAUCGCGAGCCCUAGCAAACAAAAGACUACAGAGUGCUUUUGGGAUUCACAAUGCUUUCACCACCACCGACAAAAGACUUGCACAAGACUUUGUCAGAGAUAUGAAGGAUCGGAUGUACCGCACCCCCUUCGAGCAACUCAAACUGAGUCAUCUUCCCGGUCUCACUCGAAAAUGGAUCGAGCGCGGUUUCAAUACGGACGAUGAAUCUUGGGGGGUUCCAAAGGGACUUACAAGCCGCGAGGAAAGCCCAAAUGGCUUUGGGGUCAAUGCUACGAGCUUGGUGCAGGUUCUUACAUUCAAGGCCCUGCUUAUCUGUGUUUGCGACGGAUCAGAAGUCAACCAUGACCUUCCUCCCUCGAAAAUUGCUAUAUUGGCGCGGUGCAUCAAUCAUACCUGGAUCAAUUCUAAGGAGGAGCACAUUGUCAAGUUCGAAGACAACCGUGAGCUUCAAGCCUUGCUUCGAGAGGCUUUUCCUUGCCAUGGUCAAGGAACAUACAAUAUGCUCAAUAUCCUCAUCCUGUCCUUCGAAACUAUGUGGCGUGUUGUGUUGCGCGGCUUCCUACAAGUGCGAUUCUCCGGAAGUACCCGCCGCGAAUGGUGUAGUGUCUUGGCUGGAUUUGUGAAGUCGCACACCAAGGAGCAAUUUGAAUGGUAUCCCGAACGGGAGGUACUGUCUGUUGAUGAGGGAAUUAAGCCACUCCCCAAGGGUUCCACCUGGGCCUCAUCAUCCGCCGAGGAGGUUGUCAAGGAGGUUCUGAGGCUCUACCCUCCAUCCCGCCGGAUCUUUCGAGCUUAUCAAUGGGUCGAAAAUUCAAAAUACUCCAACGUAAAAGAUUGGGGAACGAAGGACUCGCAAUUGAAUAUCAAACAACGUGCUGAUGAUUACAAUCGGGGUGCACGAAGUAAUGAGGAAAUCAUUGCGGCUGAUGUCGAAGCCUGCCAUCUGGACCCGGGCAUAUGGGGUAUAGAUGCAGAGACUUUGACCCGUUGCGCUGGCGAGAAAUGA
Molecule: messenger RNA, 1188 nt
Organism: Penicillium atrosanguineum
Lineage: Eukaryota; Fungi; Ascomycota; Eurotiomycetes; Eurotiales; Aspergillaceae
Exons: 2
Coding region: 1-1188 (395 amino acids)
Source: RefSeq, a predicted model, not a curated record